GGAGUGGGGAAGGCCAGGGCCACAUCCUGCAGCGCUUCCCGGAGAGAGACUGGGAGGACAGCCCGUUCCCCCAGGGCAUCGAGCUGUUCUGCCAGCCCAGCGGGUGGCAGCUGUGUGCCGAGAGGAACCCACCGACCUUCUUUGUGGCUGUCCUCACUGAUAUCAACUCUGAACGGCACUACUGUGCCUGUUUGACCUUCUGGGAGCCGGUGGAGCCCACACAGGGAGCGGCGGGCACUGACGAGGCCUUGGAGAGGGAGGAGGAGGCCGAAGAGAGAGGUCAGGUACAGCUGUCGCCCACAGCACUGGCCCCGCCUGGCCAGCUGUUUGCUCCAAAGACGCUGGUGCUGGUGUCACGACUGGACCACACAGAGGUGUUCAGGAACAGCCUGGGUCUCCUCUACACCAUCCACGUGGAGGGCUUGAGCGUGUGUCUGGAGAACGUGAUCGGGAACCUGCUGACGUGCAUCGUCCCCUUGGCUGGGGGCUCACAGAGAACCAUCUCUUUGGGGGCUGGUGAUCGGCAGGUCAUCCAGACCCCGCUGGCCGACUCGUUGCCUGUCAGCCGCUGCAGCGUAGCUCUGCUCUUCCGCCAGCUGGGCAUCACCAAUGUGCUGUCUUUGUUCUGCGCCGCCCUCACGGAGCACAAGGUCCUCUUCUUGUCCCGGAGCUACCAGCGGCUUGCGGAUGCCUGCCGAGGCCUCCUGGCACUGCUGUUCCCUCUCAGAUACAGCUUUACCUACGUGCCCAUCCUGCCGGCACAGCUGCUGGAGGUCCUCAGCACGCCCACGCCCUUCAUCAUUGGGGUCAACGCCACCUUCCAGGCAGAGACCCAGGAGCUGCUGGACGUGAUUAUUGCUGACCUUGAUGGAGGGACCGUGACUGUCCCUGAGUGUGUACACAUUCCCCCUCUGCCGGAGCCACUGCAGAGUCAGACGCACAGUGUCCUGAGCAUGGUCCUGGAUCCAGAGCUGGAGCUGGCUGACCUUGCCUUUCCCCCACCCACCACGUCCACCUCCUCCCUGAAGAUGCAGGACAAGGAGCUGCGUGCCGUCUUCCUGCGGCUCUUUGCUCAGCUCCUGCAGGGCUACCGCUGGUGCCUGCACAUCGUGCGCAUCCACCCAGAGCCUGUCAUCCGCUUCCACAAGGCAGCCUUCCUGGGCCAGCGCGGGCUGGUGGAGGACGACUUCCUGAUGAAGGUGCUGGAAGGCAUGGCCUUCGCAGGCUUCGUGUCAGAGCGUGGGGUCCCCUACCGCUCCACAGACCUGUUUGAUGAGCUGGUGGCCCAUGAUGUCGCGCGGAUGCGGGCGGAUGAGAACUACCCCCAGCGUGUCCUGCGCCAUGUCCAAGAACUGGCAGAGCAGCUCUACAAGAAUGAGAACCCGUACCCAGCCGUGGCGAUGCAUAAGGUGCAGAGGCCAGGUGAGGCCAGCCACCUGCGGCGGGUGCCCCGGCCCUUCCCUCGGUUGGAUGAGGGCACCGUGCAGUGGAUCGUGGACCAGGCUGCGGCCAAGAUGCAGGGCGCGCCCCCAGCCGUGAGGACUGAGAGGAGGACCACAGUGCCCUCGGGGCCACCCAUGACUGCCAUCCUGGAGCGCAGCAGUGGGCUGCACAUCAACAGUGCCCGCCGACUGGAGGUGGUACGCAGCUGCAUCUCCUAUGUGUUCGAGGGGAAGAUGCUCGAGGCCAAGAAGCUGCUCCCAGCUGUGCUGAGGGCCCUGAAGGGGCGAGCUGCCCGCCGGUGCUUCACCCAGGAGCUGCACCUGCACGUGCAGCAGAACCGGGCAGUCCUGGACCACCAGCAGUUCGACUUCAUCGUCCGCAUGAUGAACUGCUGCCUGCAGGACUGCACCUCUCUGGACGAGCAUGGCACUGCAGCCGCCCUGCUGCCCCUGGUCACAGCUUUCUGCCGGAAGCUGAGCCCAGGGGUGACCCAGUUUGCGUACAGCUGCGUGCAGGAGCACGUGGUGUGGAGCACGCCGCAGUUCUGGGAGGCCAUGUUCUAUGGAGACGUGCAGACCCACAUCCGGGCCCUCUACCUGGAGCCUGGCGAAGAGCGAGCCCUCUCCCAGGAGACUGGGGAGGCGCCUUCCCAGGAGGACGCGCCCUCUGCCCUGGAUGUGGCCUCAGAGCAGCGGCGCCUGUGGCCGACCCUGAGCCGUGAGAAGCAGCAGGAGCUGGUGCAGAAGGAGGAGAGCACGGUGUUCAGCCAGGCCAUCCACUACGCCAACCGCAUGAGCUAGUGUGGCUGAAAGCUACGACACGGAGAGUGGCUUUGAGGACGCGGAGACCUGUGACGUGGCUGGCGCUGUGGUCCGCUUCAUCAACCGCUUUGUGGACAAGGUCUGCACAGAGAGUGGCGUCACCAGCGACCACCUCAAGGGGCUGCACGUCAUGGUGCCAGACAUAGUCCAGAUGCACAUCGAGACCCUGGAGGCUGUGCACCGUGAGAGCAAGAGGCUGCCCCCCAUUCAGAAGCCCAAGCUGCUGCGGCCACGCCUGCUGCCUGGGGAGGAGUGCGUGCUGGAUGGCCUGCGUGUCUACCUGCUGCCGGAUGGACGUGAGGAGGGGGCAGGGGGCAGCGGGGGUGGCCCUGCACUGCUCCCGGCAGAGGGCGCCGUCUUCCUCACCACAUACCGGGUCAUCUUCACGGGCAUGCCCACUGACCCCCUGGUGGGGGAGCAGGUGGUGGUCCGCUCCUUCCCUGUGGCCGCGCUGACCAAGGAGAAGCGCAUCAGCACCCCAGCCCCGGUGGACCAGCUCCUGCAGGACGGGCUGCAGCUGCGCUCCUGCACAUUCCAGCUGCUGAAAAUGGCUUUUGACGAGGAGGUGGGGUCUGACAGCGCUGAGCUCUUCCGCAAGCAGCUGCACAAGCUGCGGUACCCCCCAGACCUGCGGGGCACCUUCGCAUUCACCCUGGGCGCCCACACUCCUGGCCAGCCACCCCGAGCUGCCAAGGACAAGGGUCCUUCUCUCAGAACUUUUUCCCGGAACCUGGUGAAGAAUGCCAAGAAGACCAUUGGGCGGCAGUAUGUCACCCGGAAGAAAUACAACCCCCCCAACUGGGAGCACCGGGGCCAGCCCCCGCCUGAGGACCAGGAAGAUGAGAUCUCAGUGUCAGAAGAGCUGGAGCCCAGCACACUCACACCGUCCUCAGCGCUGAAGCCCUCAGAUCGCAUGACCAUGAGCAGCCUGGUGGAGAGGGCAUGUUGCCGUGACUACCAGCGCCUUGGCCUGGGCACCCUAAGCAGCAGCCUGAGCCGCGCCAAGUCCGAGCCCUUCCGGAUCUCCCCUGUCAACCGCAUGUAUGCCAUCUGCCGCAGCUACCCGGGGCUGCUCAUCGUUCCUCAGAGUGUCCAGGACAACGCCCUGCAGCGUGUGUCUCGCUGCUACCGCCAGAACCGCUUCCCUGUGGUCUGCUGGCGCAGCGGGCGCUCCAAGGCUGUGCUCCUGCGCUCUGGUGGCCUGCAUGGCAAGGGGGUCGUUGGCCUGUUUAAGGCCCAGAAUGCACCUUCUCCGGGCCAGUCCCAGGCCGACUCCAGCAGCUUGGAGCAGGAGAAGUAUCUGCAGGCUGUAGUGAGCGCCAUGCCCCGCUACGCCGACGCCUCCGGACGUAACACGCUGAGCGGCUUCUCUUCGGCUCACAUGGGCAGUCAUGUGCCCAGCCCCAGAGCCAGGGUCACCACGCUGUCCAACCCCAUGGCGGCCUCGGCCUCCAGAAGGACCGCACCCCGAGGUAAGUGGGGCAGCGUCCGGGCCAGUGGGCGCAGCGGUGGGCUCGGCGCUGACGUGGGCUCCCGGCUAGCAGGCAGAGACGUGCUGGGCCCCCCCCAGGUCAACGGGGCUCCCCCCGACCAGGGCUUCCUGCGGCCCCAGCGUGCAGCCCUCUACAUCAUUGGGGACAAAGCCCAGCUCAAGGGUGUGCGACCAGACCCUCUGCAGCAGUGGGAGCUGGUGCCCAUUGAGGUGUUCGAGGCCCGGCAGGUAAAGGCCAGCUUCAAGAAGCUGCUGAAGGCGUGUGUCCCCGGCUGCCCUGCCGAUGAGCCUGGCCCAGCCUCCUUCCUGCGCUCGCUGGAGGACUCCGAGUGGCUGGUUCAGAUCCACAAGCUGCUGCAGGUCUCGGUGUUGGUGGUAGAGCUCCUGGACUCAGGCUCUUCUGUCCUGGUGAGCCUGGAGGACGGCUGGGACAUCACCACCCAGGUGGUGUCUUUAGUGCAGUUACUCUCAGACCCCUUCUACCGCACGCUGGAGGGCUUCCGCCUGCUGGUGGAGAAGGAGUGGCUGUCCUUUGGCCAUCGCUUCAGCCACCGUGGGGCCCACACCCUGGCUGGGCAGAGCAGCGGCUACACUCCCGUCUUCCUGCAGUUCUUAGACUGUGUACACCAGAUCCACUUGCAGUUCCCCAUGGAGUUUGAGUUUAGUCAGUUCUACCUCAAGUUCCUCGGAUACCACCAUGUGUCACGCCGUUUCCGGACUUUCCUGCUCGACUCUGACUACGAGCGCAUUGAGCUGGGACUGCUGUACGAGGAGAAGGGUGAGCGCAAGGGCCAGCUGGCGUGUAAGUCUGUCUGGGAGUACGUGGACCGGCUAAGCAAGAGGACGCCUGUGUUCUACAACUAUGUGUACGCGCCUGAGGACACAGAGGUUCUGCGGCCCUACAGCAACGUGUCCAACCUGAAAGUGUGGGACUUCUACACUGAGGAGACGCUGGCCGAGGGCCCACCCUACGACUGGGAACUGGCCCAGGGGCCCCCGGAACCCCCAGAAGAGGAACGCCCUGAUGGAAGUGCUCCUCAGAGCAGGCGCCGUGUGGUGUGGCCCUGCUAUGACAGUUGUCCCCGGGCCCAGCCUGAUGCCAUCUCACGCCUGUUGGAGGAGCUACAGCGGCUGGAGACAGAGCUGGGCCGACCCCCUGAGCGCUGGAAGGAUACCUGGGACCGGGUGAAGGCUAUGCAACGCCUUGAAGGCCGGCCUGAUGGGCGUGGCACUCCCAGCUCCCUACUAAUGUCUAGUGUGUCCCAUCACCGCCGCUCGCUGGGCGUAUACCUGCAGGAGGGGCCUGUGGGCUCUACCCUAAGCCUCAGCCUGGACAGUGACCAGAGCAGUGGUUCGACUGCAUCUGGCUCCCGCCAGGCUGCCCGCCGCAGCACCAGCACUUUGUACAGCCAGUUCCAGACAGCCGAGAGUGAGAACAGGUCCUAUGAGGGCACCCUGUACAAGAAGGGAGCCUUCAUGAAGCCCUGGAAGGCUCGCUGGUUCGUGCUGGACAAGACCAAACACCAGCUGCGCUACUAUGACCACCGUGUGGACACAGACUGCAAGGGUAUCAUUGACCUGGCAGAGGUGGAGGCUGUGGCUCCUGGCACACCCACCAUGGGUGCCCCCAAGACCGUGGACGAGAAGGCCUUCUUUGACGUGAAGACGACGCGUCGUGUUUACAACUUCUGUGCCCAGGAUGUGCCCUCAGCCCAGCAGUGGGUGGACCGGAUCCAGAGCUGCCUGUCGGACGCCUGACACCUCUCCCCCCAGCCCUGCUCGGGCUGCUCUGCUUCCAGUCGUUACAGACCACUAGGGGUGGGCAGGGCCGCCCCGGCCAUGUUUACAGCCCCGGCCCUCGACAGUAUUGAGGCCCUGAGCUCCCAAACCCCCAGCACUUGUGUGUACAGCCCCCGCCCUGCCAGCCCGGCCAGCCCUAACUUAUUGUGGCAUCAUGGCUGAGCGCCGAGCCGGAGGCGGCCAUGGUACAGCCUGCGAUGGGCCUGUAGAUAAUCCACCCCACCCAGCCCUGUCAGUGUCUGGCCCCGGCCGGCCGGCCGUAGGUGAACUGUUUCUAGAACCAGAGUCUAUAUAAAGAGAACUAACGCUGUACUUGUGCCUGCCUCAUGUACCUGCUGUCAGCCCAAGGCACUGCAUGUUCAGCCUGCCCAGAGGGUGCCCCGUCCCAUACCCAGGCCCACAACGCUGGGAGAGAUGGCAUCUUCCUUGGGAGCAGCUUUGGUCCAGGACAGGGCUUCAUCAGGCCCUUGCUUGCUGCAUGGCCACCCAAUCCCCACAGGCUCAAGAGGGGUCUUGAGACUUGUACCACCAGAGUGAAAGCCCUAUCCCAUCCCGACCUAAGCAGUCCUGGGGCAAACGCUGGCAUCAGGGAGACUCCAGAGGGGGUGUAUAGUGAAGACAGGAAGUUGGGCAGGUAACGGGUCAGAAGCGCAUUAAUGGAGGGGGAGGGGGCCUGGAAGAGAUGGUGGUCCAGGGGAGAGAGGGUCCUCGAGGCAAAGGACACUGGGCAGGACUAACAGGGAUCGAUUUCCAUUGGGCAGGGAGGGACCAGUGCCAAUAGGAACCUGUUGCAGGGACUCUUGCUACGUGUGCCUGCCCUUCCCCCUCCCUGGAGUCACACCUGAGCACCCACCCUCGCCAUCCCUGUAGGGGUAUUACUGUGGUUUCUUGAUGGGCUUGUUACUGGCCUCCCUGAGCCAGUGGGAGCUCCAUGAAGACCAGAUUGCUGCCCUUACCUGUGGCCUCUGGUGUCAAGAGGCCUGGGCUGGUGGCAUGGAGGACUAGCCACUACUAGGUGGGAGCAUUUACUAGGUAGAAGGGGGCAGGUAGAGGGAAAGGUGCCAGUGAGAAUGGGGAAAGUUGAAGCUAAAAAUGGCUUUGAACCUUCCUGAGCCAUUGUCCUGCCACUGCUCCCUCUUACCUGUCAAAAGUUGGUGCUGGGAUGCUUCGGGGGAGGUUUAAGGGAGCCCCAUCCUUGGGGCUGAAUGUAUGCACCAUAACCAAGGUUCCCAGCACACAGGGAACUGGGUUGGGCUAAAGGGUGGAAGGAAUCUGCCUCCCAAUUGGACAGUUCUGGGGAAGCGGGUUAGGUCCAAGUUGGGGGGUUGCUGAUGGCACCUGGCUGGGAGCAAACGCUGAGUGUGGGCAGGUGCAGAGCCACCACGGAGAGAGUGAGGAGCCAACACUGAUGGGACUGCUAGGAAGACCCCCCCUUCUCAGCUAGCUCCCCUCAGGGAUAGCCCCUCCUGGGACAUACAUAGUGGGGCCUGGGGCUCCAGCGGGUGAGCAGGAGGAAGCCGGCCAGCCUGCUUGCCCUGGGUUCUGAUCUCUGUUUUUGACUUGGAUGCUUAAGGGCAAUAAAAAUAAGUUUUUAUUUUUUAUAAAGUAAAGCUCACUGUUUGCUCAGA
Tupaia belangeri chinensis (Chinese tree shrew) is the source of this 7184-nucleotide messenger RNA. It is a transcript of the gene SBF1, whose product is annotated as SET binding factor 1. Gene Ontology annotation, cellular component: cytoplasm; membrane. Lineage: Eukaryota; Metazoa; Chordata; Mammalia; Scandentia; Tupaiidae. Gene Ontology annotation, molecular function: guanyl-nucleotide exchange factor activity. The record is from RefSeq and is a predicted model, not a curated record.